This is a messenger RNA of Mandrillus leucophaeus (drill), 2498 nucleotides long. It is a transcript of the gene ARL6IP5, whose product is annotated as ADP-ribosylation factor-like 6 interacting protein 5. Gene Ontology annotation, cellular component: membrane. Bases 509 to 964 code for a protein of 151 amino acids. Gene Ontology annotation, biological process: negative regulation of transport. NCBI's taxonomy places the organism in Eukaryota, Metazoa, Chordata, Mammalia, Primates, Cercopithecidae. The record is from RefSeq and is a predicted model, not a curated record. The transcript is spliced from 3 exons.
AUGUGUAGAGGUUAGUAAGACUUAGUUUUCAACAGCAGCUCAUUCUCCAGUAACACUAUAGUUGCCUUCCAUUUCAUUUCACUUAGAUUGGCAUCUGCACAGCUGCCAAAAUUUUUCUCUGUAAGUCAGAGAACACACUCCCAGGUAAACCUUCAAAAAAGGUAUUUCAAAGGAGGCAGCUGGUAUUCGGACUGCUAGAGAAGGCAUUGCCACCUCGCUUCAGACAGAGGAUUUCCGCUGAUUGCUUUCUGUCGUUUCAUCUCUAUUCUGCGCUCAGUCCCUUGUUUUGUCUUGAGGUCCCUGUUUUCCUGUACCCAACCAAGAGCCAAUCAAGAAGUAAAGAGGAGCAAACACGCCCGCCCACUCCCAAUUUCCUUUGCUCUGCUGUCUGCCAACCGCAAAGCCGAUCGAGACAGAGCCGCUGUCAACUCUUCAACUCAGCUCAGCUGAUCGGUUGCCGCUGCCGCCGCCGCCAGAUUCCUGAGGCGAAGAACGCGAAGCUGAGAACAUGGACGUUAAUAUCGCCCCACUCCGCGCCUGGGACGAUUUCUUCCCGGGUUCCGAUCGCUUUGCCCGGCCAGACUUCAGGGACAUUUCCAAAUGGAACAACCGCGUGGUGAGCAACCUGCUCUAUUACCAGACCAACUACCUGGUGGUGGCUGCCAUGAUGAUUUCCGUUGUGGGGUUUCUGAGUCCCUUCAACAUGAUCCUGGGAGGAAUCGUGGUGGUGCUGGUGUUCACAGGGUUUGUGUGGGCAGCCCACAAUAAGGACGCCCUUCGCCGGCUGAAGAAGCGCUACCCCACGACGUUCGUUAUGGUGGUCAUGUUGGCGAGUUAUUUCCUUAUAUCCAUGUUUGGAGGCGUCAUGGUCUUUGUGUUUGGCAUUACUUUUCCUUUGCUGUGUAAUGAUGUUUAUCCAUGCAUCGUUGAGACUCCGGAACCUCAAGAACAAACUGGAGAAUAAAAUGGAAGGAAUAGGUUUGAAGAGGACACCGAUGGGCAUUGUCCUGGAUGCCCUAGAACAGCAGGAGGAAGGCAUCAACAGACUCACUGACUAUAUCAGCAAAGUGAAGGAAUAAACAUAACUUACCUGAGAUAGGGUUACAGCAGAAAUUGAGUUGCAGUUUGCCCUUGUCCAGACCUACUUUCUGCUUGUGUUUUUGAAAUAGGAGGUGCACGUACCACCCAAUUAUCUAUGGCAGCAUGCAUGUAUAGGCUGAACUAUUAUCAGCUCUGAUGUUUCAGAGAGAAGGCCUCAGAAACUGAAAGAAAACCACCACCCUCCUAUUGUAUCUGAAGUUUCACGUGUGUUUAUGAAAUCUAAUGGGAAAUGGAUCACACGAUUUCUUUAAGGAAAUAAAAAAAAAUUAUGGCUUUUACAGCAACAAUACUGUUACAGGAAUAAAAAAAUUGUCAAGUAUCAAGACCAUACAAGUAAAUGAAAAGGCUGUUAAAGUAGAUGACAUCAUGUGUUAGCCUGUUCCUAAUCCCCUAGAAUUGUAAUGUGUGGGAUAUAAAUUAGUUUUUAUUAUUCUCCUUUAAAAAUCAAAGAUGAUCUCUAUCACUUUGCCACCUGUUUGAUGUGCAGUGGAAACUGGUUAAGCCAGUUGUUUAUACUUCGUUUACAAAUAUAAAGAUAGCUGUUUAGGAUAUUUUGUUACAUUUUUGUAAAUUUUUGAAAUGCUAGUAAUGUGUUUUCACCAGCUGGUAACUGUUGCAAACUUAAUGUCAUUUUCCUUAAGAUGGUUACAGCUAUGUAACCUGUAUUAUUCUGGACAGACUUGUUAAAAAACAAACAGACAAAAAAUAAAACAAAACGAGUUCUAUUUACCUUGCACAUCUUUUGUUGUUACAGUGAAAAAGAAAAAAUGGUCCAAGAAAAUGUUUCCCAUUUUUGUAUUAUUUAGUUUUUAACUGGAACAUUUAGAAAGAAGGAAAUAAACGUGCAUUUUAUUAAUUCCUUAGAGACACAAAGAGGACAAUAAUAGCUGAUCUUUUGAAAGUUGAAAAACGUCUUUAGAUGACCAAGCAAAAAGACUUUAAAAAAUGGUAAUAAAAAUGGAAUGCAGCUACUGCAGCUAAUAAAAAUUUUAGAUAGCAAUUGUUACAACCAUAUGCCUUUAUAGCUAGACAUUAGAAUUACGAUAGCAUGAGUUUAUACAUUCUAUUACUUUUCCUCCCUUUCUCAUGUUUUUAUAAAUAGGUGAUAAAAAUGUUUUGCCUGCCAAUUGAAUGAUUUCAUAGAUGAAGUAGAAACAUUUAGGUUUCCGUUGCAUUAAAUUGUGAAGACAACUGGAGUGGUACUUACUGAAGAAACUCUCUGUAUGUCCUGGAAUAAGAAGCAAUGAUGUGCUGCUUCUGAUUUUUCUUGCAUUUUAAAUUCUCAGCCAACCUAUAGCCAUGAUCUUUAGCACAGUGAUUAUCACCAUGACUUCACAGAUACGGUCUAGAAUCUGUACCCUUACCCAAAUAUGAAGAAUAAAAUUGAUUAAAGGUUU